GAAAAAAAAAAAAAAAAAGAUUCCACCUUUAAUUACAUCCCUCCAUCCCAAAUCUCUUCUUCCCUCUCACAAGGACAAGUUAUUCUCCAACCUCACAUUCCAUUUCCAAAAUCUAAAUCCAAUCUCUCCAUUACAUGUCCGUUCUUCACUCCUUUUUCUCAAUUCCCCCUCACAAAACCUCCAUUAACAACCCCAAGAACAAGAUUACCAAGUUGCAAUGAGGCUGAUUGUGCCUUUACAAGGUGUUGUUCAAGGAAGAGGUGGCUUAAUUUUAGGCUCAAUUAUACCUUGUGCACUUUUUUACUUCUUCCAACUUUACUUCAAAAAAAAUCGCAACAAUAACAAUCUCUCAUCUUCUUCUUCUCCUCCUACACUUUCGCCUACAUCUUCCAAUGUUGAACUUCAUCGUUCAUCAUCAAGGGCAAGUCUUUCAUCUGCCCGUUGUUCAAUUGGACCUGCCCGCAUUUCUAAUCGGGCUUCUGGGCUUGCCCGACCCAAUGAUUCACCUUACUAUGUGGGUCUUGAUAGGGCUAGAGAAGAUGCUUAUCAUGAAGUUGAUAAUCCUGAUGGUGUUAUUCAACUUGGUUUGGCUGAAAAUAUGUUGUCUUUGGAUUUGAUUGAGAAAUGGGUUGCAGAGAAUUGGGAUGGUCUGAUGGUCAAUAAUGGUGAAUUGGGUAUUAAUGGGAUUGCUACAUACCAACCAUUUGAUGGAUUGUUGGAUUUGAAAAUGGCAAUGGCCAAUUUUAUGUCUAAAGUUAUGGGGGAUGUCUCUUUUGAUCCAUCACAAUUAGUAUUGACCGCCGGUGCUACUCCUGCGGUAGAGAUCCUUUGCUUCUGUCUGGCUGACCACGGAAAUGCUUUGUUAAUUCCAGCACCGUAUUAUUCUGGUUUUGACAGGGAUUUAGUACGUACAGGGGUGGAGCUAAUACCCGUUCAUUGUCGUAGCACUGACAACUUCACAUUAAAUAUUAAUGCCCUCGAUCAGGCAUAUAAUAAUGCCCGAAAACGUGGGCUAAAAGUUCGUGGGAUCCUCUUUUCAAAUCCUUCUAACCCUGUAGGCAAUAUAUACUCACGGGAUACACUGUGCGACCUUUUAGAUUUUGCCCGGGAGAAAAACAUUCACAUUAUUUCCGAUGAAAUUUUUGCGGGGUCAAUCUAUGGUGAUAGUGAAAAGUUUGUUAGUAUGGCGGAGAUUAUCGAAUCAAUGGACCUCGACAAGAAUAGAGUUCACAUCAUAUAUGGGUUAUCCAAGGAUCUUUCUCUUCCCGGCUUUAGAGUUGGGGCUAUCUAUACGUUUAACGAGAAUGUAUUAACUGCAGCCAAGAAGCUAGCUCGGUUUUCCUCAAUUUCUACUCCGACACAGUGUCUGGUAGUAUCGAUGUUAUCCGACAAAAGUUUUCUUGACGAGUAUAUGCAAAUUAAUGGACAGAGGUUGAAGAAGUUGCACGAUUUGUUUGUUGCCAGUUUAGCAGAACUUGGAAUACCAUGUGCAAGGAGUGACGGGGGAUUAUAUUGCUGGGCUAACUUUAGUGGAUUUCUUAAGUCAUUCAAUGAAAAAGGAGAGCUCGACUUAUGGGAUAAGCUACAAACUGUCGGUAAGGUUAAUAUAACUCCUGGAUCGGCUUUUCACUCCAUUGAACCUGGGUGGUUUCGAUGUUGCUUCACUACAUUAGCCGAAAAGGAUAUUCCGUUAGUUAUGGAACGGUUAAGGAAUGUUUUUGAGAGCUGCUAAUCACCUAGUUGAUGUGCCUUGAGCAAAGUAAUUCAGAGCUAUGUUAAUUGGACACGGGUACUGAUGUCGGAUACUGGUACGUGUCUAAGUGUUGAAUACGUCUAAAUAUUCUAUUUUACGCGUAACAUGAAGUGUCUAAGCGCCAUAAAUUUUCGAGCAUCAAGAAUCAGACACGGGUACGCAAAGCCAAAUGAAGAGUCUGACUAACAUAGCUUUAGAGUUUCGAUUUGAUAGAUCGUGAACAAGUGAUCAGAACCCGCAGAAAUGUUAAGUAAGCAUUGUUUAUUUCAAAGUUCAUCCGAGGAUAAUAGUUCGUUCAGUACGAAAAUAUACAAAGACUAUAUUCUUUAGCUAAACAUACUGCAACCCUACAGAUACCAAUGAGAAAUAAGGCCAAAUUCUGUGGAAUGCUAUUCUAAGAGAGUUUUAAUGUCAGAAAUUCCUUGCUCAGCAUUUUUGCUAGUCCGCCGCCACUCGCCACAAUGUCGAAACAUCCUUGAGGUUUGUUCUUUGCGAUUCCCUGCCAUUUUCCAACCCGGCAUGUUACUUAGGAGCAGUUUAUGCAUAUAUAAAGUUUGGUUCGUUUUAUCUUUUGUUUUUGUUACAUGGUUGAACUGCUACAGCUUACAUAGCCACUAAUGCGCGUUUAUUUUUCUUCGAAAGACGGGAGUUGCACUGUUUUUGACAUGCAUGAUUAAUGGAGUAAAUACUCGAGAUCAGUUUUGCGUCUAUGCGUUACGUGUUGGUUAAUCAUGCAGUCUAAAGCGUACUUGCAUUCAAGUUUUUUCUUACUAAUUAGGAAAUGAUUAAAGUUAAUGAUCCGAAACUUAAUAUUAAAGUUUAUUUAAUUUGUUUUUAUGUAAUUUAUUAUAGUGAUUGGUUUGAAAGUUGACCUGUAUAGAAGAAAAAUACCUUUUUCUGAUUGUGUUUCAUCAUAUUUACUGCUUUUCUGCGAUAACUUCUUCGUCGACUCUGCAUGAUCAGCUCUCCUAAUGUGCACGGCCUUCUAAUGAUGCCACUUCGUCUGCCAUCACCGAUGAGUCUCUUAUGCUCUUCCAGAAAAGUAGGCUGUUUCUUUUCCGGGUGCUUUGCUAUCUCGGUAAUGCUCGUUCCAUGUUCAAGAAAUCUGUUUUUCGGUGGAUACAAAGGAAAAAGUUGUGCCAAAAAAUCAGCACCCUUUAAGCUUUUAUAUCCGGUUGUAUUGUUAGUCGGACUCUUGCUACUUUCUGGCGAAAACGGAGCCUCAAAUGUAUCGUACACAUCACACGGGUGUGUUAUAUACGGGUUAUGCAGUGGUGUGACCCGAUUCGCCAGAAGCGAAGGGGCAGAACAGAAGGACUCCUCCGACUGUACGCUCAUAGCAUCGAAUUCCAACUCCGACAUCCAAUCUUGAUCAUCGUAAUCAUCACCAUAUAAGCUAUCGCCUUCAUCACUCUCAUCCUCGUACUUGCUGAAGUAUGCAGGAGGCAAGGGUAAACUCUUAUCUUCUGGUACCGUUUCUUGGGUCAUACGUUUUGUUGAACCUCGAGCAAAACACCGGAGUGGAGUCCCGGGUUUCUCCUCCCAUUUGAAGGGAACCGAAGCAACAUACUUUACCGGGAGAGGGGGAACAGGAUCCAAUGGCUCGUAAUCGAUCUUUGGUUUCCAAUCCUUUUUGGGUGCUCCCGGUGUUUCUUCCCACUGAAAUGGUAUUGUUAUCUUCUGCUUGAUUUUAACUCCACACUCAUUUUUCUCUUGGUUUUCCUUGUCCUCCAUUCUAGAGAAAACAACGACAAUAUGUAUGUAUGUAUGUAUGAAUGAUUGAUUCUAGUGCCUUGAUUGUUUUGGCCUUACGGGUGUGCUAAGUUACCCUUUAUAUUAAGGGUUUUAGAGGCUUUUAUGGGUUAGAAUUAGUGGGAAAAUCAACUUAAUUUUGGCUAACCUAAUCCUAAGUCUAUACUUGGUUGGGAUUGUGCCAAAUUGGAUUUGGUAUACUUAAUUCAAUUCUCUUCUUAACAUUUGGCAUUAACCCACUUGGUUAAUGGUAUCUUACUUGUUAAAUCUUCUUAUA
Messenger RNA from Amaranthus tricolor (Joseph's coat), 3782 nucleotides. RefSeq names its product probable aminotransferase ACS12. Gene Ontology annotation, biological process: biosynthetic process; amino acid metabolic process. The coding region runs from base 218 to 1732 and encodes 504 amino acids. NCBI's taxonomy places the organism in Eukaryota, Viridiplantae, Streptophyta, Magnoliopsida, Caryophyllales, Amaranthaceae. The record is from RefSeq and is a predicted model, not a curated record. The transcript has 4 exons. Gene Ontology annotation, molecular function: pyridoxal phosphate binding; L-aspartate:2-oxoglutarate transaminase activity; aromatic-amino-acid:2-oxoglutarate transaminase activity.